AUGCACUAUAAGUGGCACCAGAUUCAAAAUGCAUCCCGGGUGUUGGCGUGGGAAUGCAUAGUGUUCGCUUUGUUCGUGUGCGCGUCUUCUUGUCUGCCGUUGUGGCAGAGGAAGAGGGAUGCUGCAGCCGGGGGAGAUGCAAAGAGAGCGUAUAUUUUCGCUGGUGGAGGGGUUUCAACUUUGUCCAUGAUACUUUCUGUAUCAAGAGGAACAUUGGGAGUGCGUUCGUUUUUGGGUUUUCCCUCUGAAUUAGUGUAUUUUGGUUCAGCGAUGUGGGAAACUCUCUACGGUAUGGUCCUGGCUUUUCCUCUUGUUUGUUGGAUCUUCAUACCCGUAUACUAUAGACUCAGUACCAAUUCUGUCUACGAAUAUUUGCAGAUGCGUUUCGGUUCAAGAUGGGUUCGUCGUCUGGCCGCGGCUACGUUCCUACUUCGUCAGACUUUGAACCUUGCUAUCACAGUCUAUACUCCAAGUGUUGCUCUACACGCUGUUCUUGGUUUACCACAUUGGGCAUCAGCUGCUUCUCUAACUAUUGUUGCGAUAGUAUUUAAUUUGUUGGGUGGAUUGGCUGCAGCUAUCAGAGCAGACGUGAUCCAGACCCUUACGAUGGUGCUUGUGAGCGGUGCCUUUAUUAUUCAGGCGACAGUACAAGCUGGGGGACCAGCCAAGGUUAUAUCAGAUAAUGUUGAAGGAAGACGACUGGAAUUUAUGAAGUUUACAUGGGACCCAACAGUCAGAGUGGAUACUCUUUCUGCAUUAGUUGGUCAAAUGUUCAUGUCCGUAUCCAUAUACGGUUGUCAGCAGACCUUCGUCCAACGUUACUGCUCUAUGUCCAGUGAAAAAAGAGUCAAGAAGACACUUUUAGCUAAUGUACCAGCAGUAUUGGUUCUCUUCAGUCUGUCAUGGGUAGUGGGAAUGGCAUUAUAUGCAGUUUAUAAGUAUUGCGAUCCGCUUAUGUCAGGAAAAAUAAUAGCUAAAGAUGAAGUUCUACCAUUUUAUGUGCAAGAUCAAUUUAACUUUUUGCCUGGAAUGCUGGGACUGUUUUUGGGGAGCAUCUUUAAUGGAGCUUUAAGUUUCCUGGUAUCUAAUAUGAAUUCUCUGUCAACGGUGACUUGGGAAGACUUUGUAUCAGAGGCGCCAGCUUUCAAAGGAAUAAGUAACAAGCAACAAUUGACUGUUAUUAAAAUAAUUGGAAUUAUCUAUGCUUUAACAAUUAUGGCAUUAUCACUCUGCGUGGGUUUGGUCGGAGGUGUAAUAGAGGGAUCACUCUUAGUAACCUCCGCUACUUCUGGAGCAUUACUCGGAGUAUUUCUAUUAGCUGCUAUAUUUCCUGUUGCAAACGGAAAGGGGGCUUUAUGUGGUAUGAUUGGAUCCCACUUCAUCACAUCAUGGAUGGCCAUUGGAAGAAUUCUAUAUGUCAAUGAUAAAAAAUCUAUGCUACCGUUAUCUGUUGAGAAAUGUCCUAACAGCACAUUGAGCGUGUUAGCCCAUAAACCUCUUUUAGUCAGUCAAAACUCAACAAUCGCGAAAAUAGUACAUGUUUUAGAUAAACACGUUUAUAAUAAAGAAAAGGAUCAAUCGCCCAUUUUCACUGCUCUUAUGCGGAUGUAUUCAGUAUCAUAUAUGUGGUACGCUGUAAUAGGCACUAUUACGUGCAUAGUAUUAGGAGUUAUCAUUGGUUUGCUUACGGCCAGUGAAGGCGAUGCCUUUGAUGAGAAACUCCUACAUCCAUUGGUGGCAAAAAUUACUAGAAAAAUGCCAGGCAAAAAGAGAACCUUCACUAAUAUUAUAAAAGAGAAAGUAGUUGAGGUGCAGGAAGGUGAGAAAAUAGAGGAAACGACGGUGGAAGUAAAAUCAGUGUUAGCUUCUAAUGGCAGUAGAUUAUUCGAUGCUUAUGAAAAUAACUUGCAAUCAAGAACCAGACUUUGA
Molecule: messenger RNA, 1929 nt
Organism: Danaus chrysippus (African queen)
Lineage: Eukaryota; Metazoa; Arthropoda; Insecta; Lepidoptera; Nymphalidae
Source: the annotation of a GenBank genome assembly